CAGUGGGCGUAGCAAUUUCUACAAUGGCAGCUGUGAUGCAAGUUCAGAAGCCAGCAAAAGCAGUCCCCAGCUCCACUGUAGAAGACUAUGAACCUGCUAAGAGAUUUUGGCAUUCUACAGUAAUAGUAGGAGACUGUCUUUAUAUGUGGGGUGGGGUUGACCAUCCUAAAGAACACAAUAUUGAGAUAGAGAGAAGAGAUUCAUCAUUUCUGGAAGUACUUCACCUUCCGACUGGUAGGUGGGAGCAGAAGCCUACCACUGGUGAUCCUCCACUGGGUAUUGUAAACCAUGCAGCUGCUGCUAUUGGGAAUGAGAUAUUCUAUUAUGGAGGACAUUCUACUCAUUGGGACUAUGAUGAUAAUGUUCUGUACAGUUUAAAUUUUGAUACUCUCAAAUGGAGGAAAGUUGUGCCUACUAAUUCUGAAGAUGGUCCUAUGAAGAAGGAUUAUUGUGGUAUGAUUGCUGUAAAGAUUGAGGAAGAAGAUUACCUUGUAAUAAUUGAACCAGAUCCUAUUAAUAUUCAUUAUUUUAGAAUUGCUAUUACAGGUCAAUGGAUCUCACCUGAAGUUACUGAAGAUGCUAUUACUAGAAUUAAAUACUUUAACUUGAUGUCAGUAGAUGAUACCAGUGCUAUUUUACUUCAAGAUGAUGAUGAUAAUAUGUCAAAUAAUUCUGUUUAUCGUCUUACUUUUACUAGAGGAUCAGUGGUAUGUACAUAA
Messenger RNA from Amphimedon queenslandica, 719 nucleotides. Its product is annotated as acyl-CoA-binding domain-containing protein 5-like. Lineage: Eukaryota; Metazoa; Porifera; Demospongiae; Haplosclerida; Niphatidae. The transcript has 3 exons. The record is from RefSeq and is a predicted model, not a curated record. Bases 24 to 719 code for a protein of 231 amino acids. Gene Ontology annotation, molecular function: protein binding.